Pygocentrus nattereri (red-bellied piranha) is the source of this 5190-nucleotide messenger RNA. It is a transcript of the gene med14, whose product is annotated as mediator complex subunit 14. The coding region runs from base 213 to 4508 and encodes 1431 amino acids. Gene Ontology annotation, molecular function: transcription coregulator activity. The transcript is spliced from 30 exons. Gene Ontology annotation, biological process: regulation of transcription by RNA polymerase II. The record is from RefSeq and is a predicted model, not a curated record. Gene Ontology annotation, cellular component: mediator complex; core mediator complex. Lineage: Eukaryota; Metazoa; Chordata; Actinopteri; Characiformes; Serrasalmidae.
CUGUACUCGGUUUCGCGUACUGUUCGGCGGUGAUGGCGGUCAGCAGCAGUGGACGUUUUUCACGGCUGAUUCCGCAGCAGGUUUAGAGCAGCUUCCCAUGGGGUGAAAGUACUUUAGAGCCAGAAACACCAGAACUCAUCCUUUCUUGUUGUGAAACGCGCCUUUAGAGGAGGAGCUGCUCGGCUCUGUUCGGCUUUGCUCGGCUGGUGAAAAUGGCUCCGGUGCAGAUCGGCUCAGAUGGCCAGCUGGUGCCCGUCGGGGCUCCGACUUCAGCGCCGCAGCCUCCUCCCGCCGCCCCGGCCACUCAGGGGGUCCGGCUGAGUGUUUUAAUAGAAUUCCUGCUCCAGCGGACCUACCACGAAAUAACGCUGCUGGCGGAACUACUUCCACGGAAAACAGACAUGGAAAGGAAAAUUGAAAUAGUCCAGUUUGCUAGUCGGACACGGCAGCUCUUUGUGCGACUGCUUGCUCUUGUGAAAUGGGCAAGCAAUGCUGGAAAAGUGGAGAAGUGUGCGAUGAUUUCCGCGUUUCUGGAUCAGCAGGCUUUCUUGUUUGUUGACACAGCAGACAGACUGGCAUCACUGGCCCGGGAUGCCUUGGUUCAUGCCCGCCUGCCCAGCUUUGCCAUUCCCUUUGCCAUCGAUGUUCUGACAACAGGGUCUUACCCACGUCUUCCCACAUGCAUUCGGGACAAAAUAAUUCCUCCAGACCCUAUCACCAAAGCAGAGAAGCAGACUACACUAAACCAGCUGAAUCAGAUUCUUCGGCAUCGGCUUGUCACCACAGACCUGCCCCCUCAGCUGGCUAAUCUGACUGUGGCCAAUGGGCGGGUGAAGUUCCGGGUGGACGGUGAGUUUGAAGCCACGUUAACGGUGAUGGGUGAUGACCCAGACAUUCCCUGGAGGUUGCUGAAGUUGGAGAUUCUGGUUGAGGACAAAGAGACAGGGGAUGGUCGAGCAUUGGUGCACAGCAUGCAAGUGAAUUACAUUCACGAAUUGGUACAGUCCCGUCUGUUUGCAGAUGAAAAGCCUCUCCAGGACAUGUACAACUGCCUACAUUCCUUUUGCCUGUCCCUGCAGCUGGAGGUGUUGCACUCUCAGACACUGAUGCUAAUCAGAGAGCGCUGGGGAGACCUGGUGCAGGUGGAGCGCUACCUUCCAGCUAAGUGCCUCACCUUGGCUGUUUGGAACCAACAGGUGCUGGGUCGUAAGACAGGCACAGCAUCGGUGCAUAAAGUCAGCAUCAAGAUUGAUGAGACAGAUGGAUCCAAGCCAUUACAGAUUUCCCAUGAGCCUCUGCUGCCAGUCUGCGAUUCCAAACUAAUGGAAAGAGCCAUGAAGAUUGACCAUCUCUCAGUGGAAAAGCUUUUGAUUGACAGCGUUCAUGCCCGCUCCCAUCAGAAGCUGCAGGAACUCAAAGCCAUACUGAAGAGCAACAACCCUAGUGACAACUCGUUCAUAGAGACUGCUCUUCCCACUCUGGUCAUUCCUAUCCUGGAGCCUUGCGGACGGUCUGAGUGUCUUCACAUAUUUGUUGACUUGCACUCGGGAAUGCUUCAGCCAAUGCUAUAUGGAAUUGAUCAGUCCAUGCUGGAUGACAUUGAGAAAACCAUCAAUGAUGACAUGAAACGCAUCAUCACGUGGUUACAGCAACUGAAAUUCUGGUUGGGUGAGCAGAGAUGUAGGCAGUCAGUGAAGCAUCUACCCACACUGUGUACAGAUAUUCUGCACUUGUCUAACUCUGCUUCUCAUCCUGUGGGCAACCUAUCAAAACACCGCCUCUUCAUCAGACUCACUCGUCUGCCACAGUACUACAUUGUGGUUGAAAUGUUUGAUGCAGCUAACAGCCCCACAGAGCUGCAGUAUAAAUACUAUUUCCUAUCGGUGAGCCAACUGGAGGUGGAAGAUGGGCUGCCCUGUGCUCAGCUACUACAGCAGUUCAAGCCCAAUCUGGAGGAGCUGGUACAGGAUCUCUCAUCUGGUCGAAUGGUCCGGCUUGGAACCAAGAGGAAGCUAUCAGGAGAGCAGGGUGCUACUGAGCCUAAAAAACCCAAGCGCUCAGGAGAGAUGUGCGCCUUCAAUAAGGAGCUGGCCCACCUGGUAGCCAUGUGUGACACCAACAUGCCUCUUAUUGGCCUGCGUUGCGAGCUGUCCAAUAUGGAAAUCCCUCACCAAGGGGUCCAGGUUGAAGGAGAUGGCUGUAGCCAUGCUAUUCGUCUUCUCAGGGUACCACCUUCUAAAGGUGUCGGAGAGGAGACAAGGAAGGCUCUGGAUCGCUCUCUGCUGGACUGCACCUUCAGACUCCAGGGCCGCAAUAAUCGCACUUGGGUGGCAGAGCUGGUCUUUGCCAGUUGUCCACUUAACAGCACCUCAAGUAAAGAGCAAGCCUCCACACGGCAUGUCUACCUGACCUACGAAAACCCACUGUCAGAGCCAGUGGGAGGACGGAAGGUGGUGGAAAUGUUCCUGAAUGACUGGAACAGCAUCAGCCAGUUGUAUGAGUGUGUGCUAGAGUUCUCCCGUGCUCUGCCUGAAAUGCCCUCUUAUUUGAGCUUGUUUUCUGAAAUACGGUUGUAUAACUACCGGAAACUGGUUCUGUGUUAUGGCAACACCAAAGGCAGCUCAGUGACAAUCCAGUGGAACUCUGUGACCCAGCGUUUCCACCUUGCUCUGGGCACAGUUGGGCCUAACUCGGGCUGCAGCAACUGCCAUAACAUCAUUCUUCAUCAGCUCCAGGAGAUGUUCAACAAGACCCCCAAUGUGGUGCAGCUGUUACAGGUGUUGUCAGACACACAGGCCCCUUUAAAUGCCAUCAACAAGCUGCCCACAGUACCCAUGCUUGGUCUGACCCAGAGGACCAACACAGCCUACCAGUGCUUCUCCAUUCUGCCUCAGUCACCCACCCACAUCCGCCUUGCCUUCCGAAAUAUGUACUGCAUUGACAUCUACUGCCGCAGCCGAGGAGUAGUGGCCAUCCGAGAUGGUGCUUAUAGCCUUUUUGAUAACACCAAGAUUGUAGAGGGCUUCUAUCCAGCUCCUGGGCUGAAGACUUUCUUGAACAUGUUUGUGGACAGCAACCAGGAUGCACGGCGGCGUUCAGUCAAUGAGGAUGACAACCCUCCCUCACCAGUGGGCGUGGAUGUCAUGGACACACUAAUGCCCCACAUUCCAGCCCAGCCGACAAUCAGAGGCCAAGGAGUUUACCCACCUCUCACGUCUCCACCUACUCCCUACCAUGGCAAUGUUGCCCCAUCACCCUCCAUGAUGCCAACGCAGUCACCAGGGAACAUCCAUGCAGCCAAUUCCCCUAGUGGAGCUCUGCGGGCCCCCUCGCCCUUCGGCCCCACUCCAUCACCCUCCUCUCUGGGUAUUUCUAUGGGCCAGACCUCCAACUUUGCCAGCCCGCAUGGAGCUUUGGACCCCAGUUCGCCAUACCCAAUGGUGUCCCCCAGCCAGCGAACAGGCACCUGGCCAGGCUCUCCACAGGUUUCAGGCCCCUCCCCUGGGGCUCGUAUCCAUGGCAUGUCACCUGGCAACCCUUCUCUUCACUCUCCCAUUCCAGAUGCCUCCCAUUCUCCCCGUGCUGGGCCUAGUUCCCAGGUGAUGCCGACCAGUAUGCCUCCUCCUCGUAAGCUACCUCAGCGUUCUUGGGCCGCCUCCAUUCCCACAAUCCUCACUCACAAUGCCUUGCAUGUGCUGCUGCUUCCCUCUCCCACAAUGUGUGUGGUGCCAGGGAUAGCUGGCAGCUACCUUUGUUCUCCACUGGAGCGCUUUUUGGGCUCAGUCAUCAUGAGAAGGCAUCUACAAAGAAUCAUCCAGCUGGAGCCCAAUCUCACCAUUGUGAACUCCAAUGAGCCAGGAGUCAUCAUGUUUAAGACAGAAGUGCUAAAGUGUAGAGUGGCUCUGAACCCAAAGAGCUACCAGACUCUGCAGCUGAAAGUCACCCCAGAGAACGCUGGUCCAUGGUCACAGGAAGAACUUCAAGUCCUGGAAAAGUUUUUUGAAACCAGGGUUGCAGGCCCACCCUUCAAGUACAACACUCUAAAUGCCUUUACAAAGCUGCUGGGGGCUCCUACCAACAUCCUCAGAGACUGUGUUCGAAUUAUGAAGCUUGAAUUGUUCCCUGAUCAGGCAGCCCAGCUUAAAUGGAAUGUUCAGUUCUGUCUGACCAUCCCUCCCAGCGCCCCUCCUAUUGCCCCUCCAGGAACCAUCGCUGUAGUGCUCAAGACCAAGAUGCUUUUCUUUCUCCAGCUGACACAGAGGCUACCAGUGCCUCAGGAGCCCAUCAGCAUCAUUGUGCCCAUUGUGUAUGACAUGGCCACAGGGCUAACGCAGCAAGCUGAUAUCCCCCGCCAGCACAGCUCCUCUGGUGCUGCUGCACUCAUGGUCAGCUCCAUCCUCAGGAGGUUCAAUGAGCACCACCCAGCCCGACCAGGAGAAUGCACCAUAUUUGCCUCUGUUCAUGAACUCAUGGCUAAUCUCACGCUGAACCCCGGUGGACGGCCAUAAAAGAACUAAAUUCAGCAAGACUGAAUUCUCCAGUCUAAGCUGAGAAUAUUGCCUUUGCUUGCUGUAUGGACAACUGAAUAUUUUACAGCCACUGAAUAUUUUCUUCAGGUGUACAAAAUUAUGUCAUUAAAGGGAGAGAAAAUGUGAUGGAACACCUUUUGGUUUUCUUUCAUAUACAUAGCAUAUGUGAACGAAUGAAGGAUGAAGGACCGUGCAUCUGAGACUGUACUUCUUGAGAGUACCAUGCAUACUUCUAUAAAUUCAGGACUUGUUUCAGAAAAGAGGAAGAUUUAUUUUUGUUCGAUGCACUUCUUAAAAGUUUGAAAUUAGGAAAAAAUAGGAUUGUUUACCUUCAACUGUACAUUUUUUAUUGUUAUUUUAAUGUCUACCUUUAAGAAACAAAGCAGUUUGCAAAAAACUUUAUUCAUUUUUUUAUAUUGCAGGAUAUCAAUACUGUGUUGAUAUUGGCAAAGUAUUCUUUAUUAUGACACUAUUUAAUGUCUUUUUUUAUGUCAUAACUUUGACCUCUCUCAUUAAACUGGUCACAUUCAAUACUGUCAAGGUUGUGGCAGACUUUCUAAAUAAGCCGUAUUUUAUUAUGACUGCAUUUGAAUCUGAGGUAAAAAAAGUAGCUUGUACUUCUGUCUGUCUUUAUUACUGUUGAAUAAACAUUUUAAUUUGU